Molecule: messenger RNA, 682 nt
Organism: Dromaius novaehollandiae (emu)
Lineage: Eukaryota; Metazoa; Chordata; Aves; Casuariiformes; Dromaiidae
Product: C-X-C motif chemokine 10-like
Exons: 4
Coding region: 182-484 (100 amino acids)
Biological process (GO): defense response; chemotaxis; immune response
Cellular component (GO): extracellular region
Molecular function (GO): chemokine activity
Source: RefSeq, a predicted model, not a curated record
UUCCCCUCAGACUGUAAAGUCCCUACUGUGUUUUGCUGAUAGGACAUUAGUCCAGACCAAUAAGUAUGGAGCAGGGAAAAAGCCUAGAGUAUAAAUAUAUGCUGGGAAAGAUCUCCAUAGGUUUUUCCUGUCUCUGGAAGGCAUUCAAGAAUACUACAGAAAAACCUUUAUUCUGAUCAUCAUGAAUAAAGCAUUUGUUCUUGUUCUUUGCUUCAUGUUUGUGGUUUUCACUGCAAUUGAAGGAGACUUGGUUUCCCGUGGAGGAGAGUGCCUGUGUAUCCAAAAAGGUUCUAACUUUGUCUAUCCAAAGCUCUUACAAAAAAUUGAAUUAUUUCCCAAGAGUGCUGCCUGUGAACGCAUUGAGAUUAUCGCCACAAUGAAGCAAACAGGAAAGAAAAGAUGCCUGAACCCUGAUUCCAAACAGGUGAAAUUCCUAAUGAAGACUUUCUUCAUAGACAAGGCUGCCCAAAGCCUUCAUCAGUAAGAAGAAAGACACCAGCAAGAACUUGCUUUUCUGGUGUUUUGGAUCUCUGGAUGCUUCCCCUCCUGGUAGCAGUAAAAAAGCAGCUGCUUGUUUCUCACAGGCCUGGCACAAAUGUAGGUGUUAAGACAGCCACUGAGUCAUCUCAGCAUAGCCUCCUGUGCCAAACUGUCACCAUAGGUAAUGUACCAUCUCUGUGGU